Messenger RNA from Paramecium octaurelia, 575 nucleotides. The record is from the annotation of a GenBank genome assembly. NCBI's taxonomy places the organism in Eukaryota, Ciliophora, Oligohymenophorea, Peniculida, Parameciidae.
AUGAUUAUAAAUAAAUUUUUUUCUGCAUUUUCACAAUUCAUUAGCAAAGCCUCCAAUGCAAUCAAGUAGCCUUAAAUUAAACAAAAUUUAAUUCAAUCUGAACCUAUGAGAUUAAGUAAAUACUUGGCUUAAACAAGUGUAUGCUCAAGAAGAGAAGCAGAAAAAAUGAUAGAAUCUGGAAUGAUAUUAGUUGAUGGAAAAAAAGUCGAUAGUAACAUACCAGUUACUUCUGAAAAUAAAAUCUAAGUAUUCACAAAAAAUGGAGAGAGAAUGCCAACUAAGCAAUCAACUGUAAUCAGCAUUUAUUAUUAAAGAAAGUUUGGAUUUUUUACAAACCUAUUGGUAUGAUAUGCUCUCAUAAUGACCCAUUCAAGAGACCUUCAUUCUAUGAUUUUGCAAAACUUAGAUUAAAAACAGAUUAGCAUAUUAUUUCUGUGGGAAGAUUAGAUUUUAAUUCUGAAGGAUUAAUUGUAGUUACAAACGAUGGAGAACUGGCUAGAUGCAUGGAGUUACCUGAAACAAAGUUANAUAUAAGGAGAGAUAUGUUGGUGAAAAAGGGGGGGGAUGUGAGAUGA